AUGACUAUUCCAGAAUAUAAGUGUAACGAGGGUCCCAAUACCGAUGUUUUUAAUGAUUGUCUCAAACCCACAGACGUGUUUUUGAAGUUCAUCGAACCUCAGCUUGAAAAUUUGGUGUACCAAAGUAAUCUUCACGCUGUGCAACGGGACAGAAAUCUGAACUUUAAAAAAGAAGAAUUACUUGAUUCCAUAGGAACAAAUCUACUGAUGGGUUAUCAUGUUUUACCAUCGUGGAGGCACUACUGGUCAGGAAGCUCAGAUUUAGGAGUGCCUCUAGUGUCGAAUACAAUAAGUAGACAGAUAUUCGAUAACAUACUUUCCAACUUACACAUAAAUGAUAAUCCUAAAAUUCCCGUAAGUAAUAAAGACAAACUCUAUAAAUUGAAACCAAUGAUUGACUCAUUGAAUGAGACUUUCAGAGCUUUCUCGAAAGCAACCAGACAUCUUACCAUAGAUGAAUCCAUGAUAACCUUCAAAGGUAGAAGUUCUAUAAAACAGUAUAACCCAAUGAAGCCAAUCAAACGUGGAUAUGAAAUUUGGUGUUGUGCUGACCAAAAAGGUUAUAUUUUACAUUUCGACAUAUACCAAGGGAAGGAGGAAGGCAAUGACAAUGAACCUGAAUUGACUGACUGGGUAUUGGGAGAAAAAGUUGUCUUGAAACUUUGA
Leptinotarsa decemlineata (Colorado potato beetle) is the source of this 666-nucleotide messenger RNA. RefSeq names its product piggyBac transposable element-derived protein 3-like. NCBI's taxonomy places the organism in Eukaryota, Metazoa, Arthropoda, Insecta, Coleoptera, Chrysomelidae. The record is from RefSeq and is a predicted model, not a curated record.